Messenger RNA from Miscanthus lutarioriparius, 2082 nucleotides. The record is from the annotation of a GenBank genome assembly. Lineage: Eukaryota; Viridiplantae; Streptophyta; Magnoliopsida; Poales; Poaceae.
AUGCCAAGAGAGCCGUGGCAACGUGCCCACGGGCACGGCAGCCUUGGUCCGCGCCACCACCGUUCCACAUCGGGCCUGCGUCGCGGGUUGUUCCGGCCACGCGAGGGCGAGGAGGAUGGCGGGGAGAGUCACCGAGAUGAUCGCGUCCGGGGAGGGCGGCUUGGCCUCACCGCGGGCUCCCAGUUCCCCAGCGACAUGGAGGGCCGUGUCCAUGGGGGCUAUCCUUCUCGCCGGUACUACCUCCCCGCCGCCGGUGAUUCUUGUGUUCGUGGAGGCUAUCCAGCUUCUACCCGGUACCUCACCGUCGGUGACUCGUCCCGGCCAUCGAUGGCAUCGCGCGCAAGGGAGAAAGCUGAUAGCUUAGAGCGUGAGCUUCACAGCAUCGAGAGAUCCAUCGUCAUCCCGAUAUGCCUGAACCCCGAGUCCAGGGAGUUCUUCCCGGACAGGGACAGGGGCACCGCGCAGCGCCUCGACAGGUACCUCGCUGCUGCGAAGCGGCUGGAGCGGUUGGACACGUCAGGGGACAUCGAUCAGCGCAAGAAGAGCCUCCUCGAGACGGUCAUGUCCUGCCUCGCGGACGAGUUCUGCCACCUCAAGGUGUGGAGGCUGGACGACGCUACGGCGAGGGAUCACUCGCCGGCCUCCCUCUGGGAUUCCGCCAGGCGCAGCCGCAGUGGUUCCCAGGACUCUGCCCGGAUGAUGAGCUCCUCGUCCUCUGGGUCCUUCACCACCGGCAGCGGCGGCACAAGCGAUGCGAGCUAUGGCUCGUACCACAGGGGCCUAGGUGAAGAACCGUCGGUCCAAAGUCACAGCACGUUCGCCGCUGGAAUGAUUUAUGUCGACCGUAGGUCAUUGUCGAUCCUCCGUGAUAUUGCGAGCGUCAUGAUUGGGAGCGGAUAUGAAUAUAUUCUACGAGGAGCUUUUGAUCGACACGGCGCUCAACUUGCAAGGUACAUUGAAAUACUUGACAUUGACAACAUUUUUGGAUAUCAAAUGGAAGAAUCAAGAGAAAUUCUACUGAAAGUCUGGACAUCCGCAGUGCACAUUAUCAUUAGUUUUCUGAAUGAGAUGCAAAGACAAUUGGAUGCACAUGAUUUUGGUUCCUUCGAUAAAAUCAAGGAGGAAUAUUUCUUGGCAAUUGCAAAGGUAACUGUCAUGAAGUUGCUUGACUCAGCUAAUUAUAUCAGUUUUCAGGUGGACCCACCAACUGACCAGUCAUGCAAGAACAGUUAUGGGGCAGCUAAACGUAACCUAUCCAAAAUGGUAGAUGUUGUGAUGGUGUACCAAGCACUGGAUCAUGGUUUGCCAACAAUCUUAUCACUGCUUUCGGGGAAAACUAAGGAGCUCGUUGUUGCAAAGGGUGCAGAGCUUAUCAAGAGACUGUCAGAUAUGUUUGCCAAAUUAUCUGAUGAACUAAACAAUACUGUCAGAUCACAAUAUUUGUUCAUCACUGAUACUGGUGUCCAUCGUUUUACGAAGCAUGUCAUGGAUCAUAUACGAUUGCUAGUUCAACAUAAGAGGACAAUCUAUCCAAUGCUAGAGGGUGGUCUAGAAUCAUUUGGUGAACUGGUGACACGGCUGAUCUGGUCUUUGGAGUUCAUGUUGAACGUGAAUUCCAGGAGUUUGCAACUACAAGGGCAGGAGCAGAUAUUCCUUUUAAACAAUGUGCACUUCAUGCUCGAGGAAGCCGAGAAGAAUAUAGAGUUGGUACUGAUCCUAAGAGAAAGCUGGUUCUUACGGUGCCAGGACCAAAUCGACCAGUUCAUUGCAGGCUAUGUGGACGUGUCUUGGACACCGGUUAUGUCCUCACUUGAGAGGAAAACUCGGUUCUCGGUAAUAUUGUGGCCUCAUCAGUUGUUAUGCAAGUUCACUUCAGCUUUUGAGGUGACUUGCAGUGCGCACAAGCAUUGGAAAGUUUCUGAUCCACUGAUGCGGCACAAGUUGCGCGAAGCAAUCUCUCACAAGGUUCUCCCAUCAUUGUACCGAAUGCAUGUGGAGUGUGACUCAGAGAAGAUGAACAAGUCUGCGAGGUACAGCAUCGAGCAAAUAGAGUCUCAGCUGCUGGAAUUGUUUGAGGGGUGA